AUGAUUUUUCUCUUUUAUCAUCUUUUCUAUGUACAUAUCUUGUUCCAAUCUCUGAGCUUCUCCAUUGUCUUGUACCAACCAGUUUCAUCUUUUGUUUGUCCUAUUUUCUUUCUCUUGAUUCGUCCCUUCUCCUUUGAAGAUAAUUUGACAACUAAUCAGCUGCGGCCCUUGGGAUGCCUCGAGUAUAAUUCGCUGAGCCAUCUGCGUCCUGACCUGCCUCGUCUGGAGCAUCCAGCCACUUGGAUAAACAAGCGCUACAGCUCGGAGGACAGGCUUUGCUCGGUUCCCAAGUCGAGCUCCCGAGGCCUGUUAAGUUCGGCGAGCGCUGGCGACCCCGUCUUGACCACAACCAGAGGCAGAGCUGAUGGGCGCGCUGAGAGCUCAGGUGCUAAAUGUACGGACCGAUACUCAACCAAGACUGGCAGACUGAUACCUGCUACAGGCGUCAGGACGACAGGUUUCAGGCAAUCCAAGGCAGGUUUGCUUAUUAUUGGACGACGUCUCUACCUAGAUACUCACGAGGAGACCAAGUAG
Molecule: messenger RNA, 534 nt
Organism: Protopolystoma xenopodis
Lineage: Eukaryota; Metazoa; Platyhelminthes; Monogenea; Polystomatidea; Polystomatidae
Source: the annotation of a GenBank genome assembly